AUGAUCACCGCCUCGGCCCCCAAUCUCAACGACAUCAAAGUUGAAGAUGCGUCCCAUUUGCGCGGCAUGGGUUGCUACCUCCGACUUAGGGCCCAAACUUCGCACGACCAACUUAUAUUCGUGCAUUCGCGUUUGCAGCCGUCGGCCGGUUUCCCCAACGUAGUUGCAUAUUCCGCAGCUGUACUGAGGUCGCUAGACAACGGCCGACAUCUCCUGCUUAGGGAUCAGAUCUUUUCGCCGAAUGAGAGAAUGGUGUCUUUUAACGUCGUCUCACUCUUCACGUCCAUACCACAGGCCCUUGGGAUGGAAGCGGUCAGUGACCUGCUACGUCAAAAUUACGACGGGGGCGAUGGCCAGCCCACAGCUCAGUAUCUCAUAGAACUCAUGGGACACUGCUUCAAGAUAUUCUUUAUCUUCGAAGGGAUCACAUGCGAGCAAGUCAAGGGCACUGCAACGGGUUCACCAAUCUCCGGGCUCAUUGCUGGGGCGUUUCUACGAAAACUCGAGAGAGGACUAUUUGAGGAGUAUGAACCGAAGUUUGGGGCACGCUACGUUGAUGUCACCUUUGUAGUUAUCAACCGGGAUAAAAACAACUACCGGGCGGAACUACUGAACUCGAUCAUCCCCGAUCCGCACUUCACGAUGGAAGAGGAGUGA
This is a messenger RNA of Spirometra erinaceieuropaei, 657 nucleotides long. The record is from the annotation of a GenBank genome assembly. NCBI's taxonomy places the organism in Eukaryota, Metazoa, Platyhelminthes, Cestoda, Diphyllobothriidea, Diphyllobothriidae.